CUUACUUGUUUUGGUCAUCAGCCUUCGGUGGUGACGGGAAUAGGGUAACUAUAUUCGGUGAAAGUGCCGGGGCUGCAAGCGUGGAUUUUCUCCUGCUUUCUAAGUUGAGUCGAGGGCUCUUCAGUCAAGCCAUAAUGCAGAGUGGGAAUUCCUUCUCCGAAUGGGGAUUCAAGAACCCUUCGAUAGAGGCGGAUCAAAACAGGGCCAUACGUCUAGGCCAGAAGAUGAGAUGUCUUAAUUCAUCUUCAUUGGACCUUAUAGCAUGUUUGAGAUCCAGGGAUGCGAAGAGUCUUAUGAGAGCUGCAGGAGGGAUCUACGGACGAUACCAAAUUCACGUGGACGGUCUUUUCCUGGAAGACACACCCACCAACUUGUAUCGGGCACGUGACUUCAUCCGCUGUCCAAUCAUGGCCGGUUACAACAAAGAUGAAGGCACUCUAACGCCAUAUUUUUCAUACGGUCAGCGUUACCGGGGCCAACCUCACCAUCCUCAUAUCAGCUUAUGGACUGCUCAGAAUCACGUGACUAGGAUGAUGUCGGGUAUGGGGUUUACUGGAAGUAUCCUACGUAGCGCAGCCUUGGAGAUGUAUACAAAUUGUGCGAUGUCGUCAGAACCUGACGGAGACUUUUUCCGUAGCUUUGUCGACGUUGAAACUGACGUCUACUACGCCUGCACAACGGAUAAGGUUCUUCGAGCUCACGACAGCACUGGGAGAAAAAUCUACAAAUACGUCUUCACGCACGAGCCAACAAAGAGUUUCUUCCAAUUCAGAGACAUCAUCCCAUCUACCCCCUGGUUAAAGGCGGGUCAUGGAGAAGAACUGGCGUUUGUCUUCGGUUUUCCGUUUAUUGAUGAACUUUAUCUUGUUCGUGGACACAACGUCACAGAAGAAGAAAAGGCCCUCUCCGUUCAGAUGAUGAGAUACUGGACUAACUUUGCCAAGACAGGAGAUCCAAACAAGUCAGAUCUGGACCAUCCCCUGACUGACAGCAUACCCCUUGGCCUCUAUUCACUCCACAAGAACUGAGGCACAAAGAGUUAUCUCCAGGGUUCAGAAACGGUAGAGCAGCCAGAGCCAAGCAAUGUCAUUUCUUGAAUGUCUAUCUGCCCCAACUCAAGACAUGUGUUCGAAGUGUCUUUGGACGUUAAGUGAGUGUUCGUGUAAGUAAGUAAUUGAGUGUAAUAACAAGAUCGCAACAACUUUCGAAAAACCAAUCGAAGGCAAUUUCAAUUAGCCUUGUGCGUAACCUAUUGAGAUGUGUAAACAAGACAAAGACGUAGUACGUUAUCUGGCCAAACACGAUUUAUGUUGAAUAUAGGUUAUUGAGAUUGUCCUUGAGUUGAAAUUGUAAUCGUGUUAUAAGUGAAUUUCCAUGAAUGCUCAGUGCUGGGGCAUCAACGUUUUAAAAGUGGGAAGCAAUGUGGUAAUCUGAGACUGAGUAAAACUUUUGAGAGGCAAAGUUAAUCUUCUUAUACUUGUAUAAUUACUUUUAAUGCAGAAGCUGAAAGGGGGAGGGAGUCAUUCCUCAUAAUAGUCCUUCCCUUCCUGAUGUCACUGUUUUAAAAAAAAUGUAGUUCUCGUAAAAGAGACUCGUUGUCAUAUCAGUUAAUCCAAAGAGAUAUCCUCCUUGGUUAAUCGAACAGUGUCAAUUACGUUGUAUAUCCCUUACUUCUAAAUAAUUGACACAAUAAAUUCACAGGAUUUCCAGAUCAUUUCUCAUUGUCACGGAAACUUAGGAUUCUAUUAUAAUUAUUAAACAGUAUUCAACACACACUGCUCAGUCAAGUAAUAUAGGAAUUCAAAUAUUUAUUAUGUGUUUCUAUUCAAGCUUGUAUUAUAGAACAAAAAAUAAUAUAAAGAAAAUAGACAUUCAAUUCAUUCUGUCUGUAUGAUGGACAUA
Messenger RNA from Strongylocentrotus purpuratus (purple sea urchin), 1902 nucleotides. RefSeq names its product acetylcholinesterase-like. The transcript is spliced from 6 exons. Lineage: Eukaryota; Metazoa; Echinodermata; Echinoidea; Camarodonta; Strongylocentrotidae. The record is from RefSeq and is a predicted model, not a curated record. Gene Ontology annotation, molecular function: acetylcholinesterase activity. Gene Ontology annotation, biological process: acetylcholine catabolic process; choline metabolic process. Gene Ontology annotation, cellular component: plasma membrane. Bases 135 to 1028 code for a protein of 297 amino acids.